Cryptomeria japonica (Japanese cedar) is the source of this 1850-nucleotide messenger RNA. Its product is annotated as protein HOTHEAD-like. The record is from RefSeq and is a predicted model, not a curated record. The transcript has 4 exons. Gene Ontology annotation, molecular function: oxidoreductase activity, acting on CH-OH group of donors; flavin adenine dinucleotide binding. Bases 44 to 1660 code for a protein of 538 amino acids. Lineage: Eukaryota; Viridiplantae; Streptophyta; Pinopsida; Cupressales; Cupressaceae.
GAUUGAUUUCAAAUUCAAAUAUCUAGGAGAAGUUUGAUUAUAAAUGAGAAUGGAGAUCCUAUUCUUUUUAAUUUCAUGUCUGCUUUUAUUUACGAAUCAUCAUCACCUGUUUUGUCCAGUGGAGGCAACGCAGAACUUAGAAUAUCCAUAUUCAUUUAUGACAGCAGAUGCUGAAAAGGCUGCUGCGAGAACGUAUGAUUACAUUAUCGUUGGAGGAGGUACAGCUGGAUGUCCUCUGGCAGCAACACUGUCACAGAAUUAUUCUGUUUUGGUAUUGGAGAGGGGAGGCUCUCCCUAUGGAAAUCCCGUCACUGCAGACAAUAAAGACUUUUUCAAGGUUUUUGGCAACGCCAGUGAUUAUCCCUAUGAACUUGAGGGAUUUGUGACAGAAGAUGGAGUGCAGACGGCAAGGGGAAGGGUUCUGGGAGGUGGAACAUCCGUCAAUGCUGGCUUCUACAGCAGGGCAAGCCUUCAAUAUAUUCGAAAGAUGGGAUGGGACGAGAAGCUUGUGAAUGAGUCAUUUGAAUGGGUGGAGAGAUUGAAUGCAUUCAAACCAGACAAGCUUUUUGUUUGGAGUUCUGCUGUCCGGGAUGGACUUUUGGAAGCUGGGGUGCUUCCUUAUCAUGGGUAUACUCUGGAUAAUUUGGUAGGCACCAAGAUAAGUGCUACAAUUUUUGACAAGAAAGGUAGUAGACACACAGCUGCAGAUCUUUUACAAUAUGCAAAUCCAGAUAACAUUGUAGUUCUUCUGAAUGCUACAGCCAGCAGAAUCCUCUUUGAUUCCUCAACAGGGAAGUUGAAAGCCAGUGGCGUGGACUUCAUCAGUAGCACCGAUGGCAAGUCUUAUCAAGUAUCAGCCAACAAAUCAUCAGAUCUGAGUGAGGUUAUUUUGUCCGCAGGACCCAUAGGUAGCCCCCAACUUCUACUAUUAAGUGGAAUAGGCCCAUCAGAUGAGUUAGAAAAAUUGAAUAUUACUGUGCAUUUAGAUCUGAAAUCAGUAGGGAAAGGGGUUCAAGAUCCACCUCGUUCAACAGUUGUCAUCGAAUCUCCUAAACCAUUGGAAUUUGGUAACAUACAGGUUGUAGGUAUAAUAGACAAUUCAAACAUUUACAUUGAGCCUACUAGCUAUUUCAGAGAAAUAAAUGCCACUCAUAAACAAUAUUUAGGUGCAAUAUUUAGUAAAGUGGCAUAUCCCUUAUCAAGGGGUGAGCUGUGGCUUAGAAGCAAAGAUCCCCUAGAUACUCCUUAUGUAAGAUAUAAUUAUUUUUCUAAUCCUUUAGAUCUACAAGAAUGUAUGGUUGGUGUGAAGACAUUGUCUCAUAUUAGCAUGACAUCUGCUAUUCAAGAGUUUGCAUUUAAUGUUAGUGGAAACACAAAGAUGCUUCGAUUUAGUGGAUCGGCACUGCCAGAAAAUCCAUCAGACAAUGAUGCCUUGGCCAAGUUUUGCAAAGAUACACUAGCAUCAAUAUGGCAUUAUCAUGGAGGAUGUCAAGUUGACCUUGUUAUUGAUCAAAGGUAUCGUGUCAAAGGCGUUGAUAGUCUAAGGAUUGUUGACAAUUCUAUUUACAAGGAUAGCCCAGGGACAAAUCCUCAAGCCACUACUAUGAUGCUUGGAAGGUACAUGGGACUUCGCAUCCUCCAAGAACGCAUGCAAAAUUGAAAAUACUAUAAAUUAAAUUUUCUUCAAAUAAAUAUGUUAUAUUGUAUCCUUACAUUAUCCAGCAGAAUAAUACCAUUUGUGCUGUAAUCCCAGAUUACAUAAAUAAUCAUGAUGUAAUUUAUAAUUAUAUUAUGAAUUGAUAACACUAAAAUUUAUAGUGUUGUGGAAUAUCAAUGCACUUCUUUAGUUA